This is a messenger RNA of Adineta ricciae, 603 nucleotides long. The record is from the annotation of a GenBank genome assembly. NCBI's taxonomy places the organism in Eukaryota, Metazoa, Rotifera, Eurotatoria, Adinetida, Adinetidae.
AUGGAAUUUGCCGAGAGAAUGUUAAAAAAAUAUGGCUGGGAUGCCGGUAAUUAUAAAGGUCUUGGUAAAGAUAAUCAAGGAAUGAAAACAGCACUUAAGCCUGUUUUGAAGUUCGACACUCGUGGGGUUGGCUGUAAUCAAAAGGAUGAAUAUUCAAGUGAGUUCAAAUGGUGGGAACAUUCGUACAAUCGAGCAGCCAAGAAAGUAUCCGAAUCGCUCGACAAAGGAGAAAAAGAAGACAGACAAGCGAAGAAACGAAAACAUAAAGUCGAAGAUAACGAGGAUAAUAAUGAAACUAUAAAGAAAUCAAUUUAUUCGCGGUUUGAAAGGAGUUCGGUUUUAAUGGGUAAUAAAGAAGAAUCUCUGCGAAUUGAACAAGAAACUGUCGUAACAGAAACGAGUUCUACUCCAAUGCCAAGUGACGAAGACUUACUUCGAAUAUGUGGUGGUCGAACUGCUCAUAAAGGUGCUCGUCACGGGAUAAAAAUGAAUGGUAAAUUACAACGUUUACAAGAACAAGAGGAACAAAUCUUAUCGUUGCCUUCAGAGAAAAAGGAAAAGAAAAAGAGAAAACACAAAUCGACUGUUGAAAUCAAUGAAUAA